This is a messenger RNA of Trypanosoma conorhini, 363 nucleotides long. RefSeq names its product proliferator-activated receptor-interacting protein (PRIP). The coding region runs from base 1 to 363 and encodes 120 amino acids. The record is from RefSeq and is a predicted model, not a curated record. Gene Ontology annotation, cellular component: nucleus. Gene Ontology annotation, biological process: 7-methylguanosine RNA capping; 7-methylguanosine cap hypermethylation. Lineage: Eukaryota; Euglenozoa; Kinetoplastea; Trypanosomatida; Trypanosomatidae. The transcript has a single exon. Gene Ontology annotation, molecular function: RNA cap trimethylguanosine synthase activity.
AUGGCAAAGGCAGGGGAAGCCUUUUCGGACGACCCUCUAGUUGAAAAGUACUACGGACAACGGCAUCGAUUGUGGUCACGCUUUGACGAGGGCGUGUGGAUGACGCAGAGGGGAUGGUGCGAGGUUACACCUGAAGCUAUUGCUCGUUCCUCCGCUGAGCUCCAUAAAACUAUGAAGAAGAAAACCUGCGUCCUUGAUCUUUUUUCUGGAUGCGGUGGCGACACGGCUCAACUAGCUCUGGUUUAUGAUAAAGUCAUCGCAGUUGAUAUAGAUCCAGAUGCCAUAGCGGCGGCUAAAAAGAAUAUGGAAGUUUAUGACGUGGAAGAUCGCGUUUUUUUCACUGUUGUGAUUUCCGUACCCUGA